AUGGCGACUCUGCCACCCAAUUCUCUGCUUGCACGGUCACGCCAACCGCGAUCGGGCCCGUCGACCAAGACCCUGAGCGCACCCCUCAACGCCUCGAUAUCUACGAGUACCGCGCCUACCACCAAUGCCUCCCUCUUUUUGACCAACCUUCGCUUGUUGGACUUUACCUCGUUCCCAGACUGGCCAGACUUCGAUGCGCAGACUUUCUCUGUGCAGAAAAAGCGCAUCCACUGCGUAGAAUGGACUCUCUACCAGCUCUUUGUGCUCUGGGACCCGGAAGAGGCGCGGAAUAAGCUUCAACCCUUCUUUCCGCCCAGAGACCAUGUUCAAUCCAUGAACCUACGAGCUGCCCUCCUGCGAAGCCUCGACCAGGCCAAGAAGAAUGGAGUCCUCGGACGAGACGCCGUGGUUCGCAAGACCAUGCUAGAUGAAUGCAAAGGGGAGAGAUUGGAAGAAGUUCUUGCCGUAUUCUCGUCCGCCGUUUUGAAAAAGAUGGUGGCCGAAGUGACAGAAACCGAGCACGAGUAUCCAGCCAUCGCCCAGCAAGUUGCGUUAGAAAAUCGGGGUUACAGUGCCGAACGGACGGAGCUUGUGACUCUUGCGCUUGCUCACAGAGCCUCCAUUACCAAUGCUAUGCGGAAGAAAAAUGAGGCCAGGAAAAAAUAUCGCGACCUUGCUGAAGUGUUGAGCCAGAAGGAGAAAGGCAUUGCACGGAGGAAGGAGGAAAUCAAAUCCGCUCGAGAAAUAACAAGCGCGCGAGACCUACCAGACAAUCUCAGGUCGGAUACUUGGAGGACGGUGCGAACGAACUGGGCUGGGAAUGAGAAAUGGAUGGAGACUCUUCUCUACGGUGACUCCAACGCCCGCAAGGAUGGCCUGUUGUCGGCCCCCUUUGACAGAAUCUGGCGGCGCUUGGAGUCUGGCCGACUUACCGAGUUGGAGACGCACGAUACAGGGCUUUUGGAGCAAUUGGACGACCGUGUCAGGACGCAGAGGGAGAGACUCGCGAGAUGGCAGGAAUUCCGAGCCGGCAUGUUCGGCGAACGACGCAAAGCCAGCACGUCCAAGAUGUCACAGCCAACGAGAGCAAAACGUGGUAUCGACCUCGAAUUCGACUUCCAUGAGAGCUUGCAUCUGGGAAAGACGAGCCCGAAAAGGCAGCUUGCAAAGAAGAGCACUUCAUUGUCAAGGAAUUACUCCAAUCUUUUGGAUGACUGUCUGGCAGAAUUGGCUGAAGUAGGCUCUCUGCCUGUGGUUAAGCUCACCGAGACAUUGGGCCCACGGACUCGCCAACAUGAGAAGCCAGAUGGGAUUCUGGCUACGAGGGAAAGCCUCGGAGACGAGACCAUCUCAGAACUCAGCGAAUUAGAGGACGAUUUGCAUGGAACAAACAAUCUACCCCGGCGUCCGUCGCUGCAGGAACCCCAUCUCAGACGUCUCGAACGUCCCGCCAUCAGCAUUUCUUCCCGCACCAGCAGUUCUGACCUGCCAGCCCCGCUACCUAGCCCAUUGCUACUACCGCCAGAGUCGCAAGAUGAACUGGCUAUCCCUCCGCCGACCCCCCCUUUACCGGACGAAGACGACAUUACGGAGGCGAUCCCUAACCGCAUUGCAACUCCGCCCCUGGAAGAACAAGGCGAGGCGGAGGUUCCGUUUGAAAGGGAAGACAGCUCACCCGAGCCACCCAAAUCACCAACACAAGAGCUGGCAGACCAGAUCUUGAAGGACAUAGACGUUGCAUCCCCCUCACCUGUCAAGCGCUCCAAACCACGUCAUACCCUGUCCCUCGCAGAGCGGACGCGGUUGUCAAUGGCUCGAUCCUCGCGUAACGUCAGAUACGACCCAGACGACGAGGAUGACACGCUGACCCUGAGACCAUCCUUUGCCAGUGCUAAUCGCCGGACUGGGGAAGUUACGAUUCGCGUGACUGAUGAGGACGACCUGGUGGCUCGCACACGCAAGAGCAUGGUUGGGUUUGAGGCCGUCCACCAAAAAGCACAACUGGACAGACAAAAAUCGCUGAAGAAGUCACGGCCUCGAGCCCGAACCGAGAGCCAGAUCCCCGUCGUUGAGGAGGAGACGAUGGAGCUGGACCCCGAUGCAUCGAUACUUGCCGAGGAGUUGAUGGCCGUUGAAGACAUGGAAGCUGUAUUCCGUAGCCGGCCGAGGAUCAAGACGAGCCCGGCCCCCUCACCGUCCAGGAAACCACUUGAGAAAUCUCUGUAG
This is a messenger RNA of Colletotrichum tamarilloi, 2226 nucleotides long. RefSeq lists its product as uncharacterized. Bases 1 to 2226 code for a protein of 741 amino acids. The transcript is spliced from 2 exons. NCBI's taxonomy places the organism in Eukaryota, Fungi, Ascomycota, Sordariomycetes, Glomerellales, Glomerellaceae. The record is from RefSeq and is a predicted model, not a curated record.